Molecule: messenger RNA, 3374 nt
Organism: Vitis vinifera (wine grape)
Lineage: Eukaryota; Viridiplantae; Streptophyta; Magnoliopsida; Vitales; Vitaceae
Product: putative laccase-9
Exons: 12
Coding region: 48-3374 (1108 amino acids)
Biological process (GO): lignin catabolic process
Cellular component (GO): apoplast
Molecular function (GO): hydroquinone:oxygen oxidoreductase activity; copper ion binding
Source: RefSeq, a predicted model, not a curated record
UUGAAGGAGUUCUGUUGAGGACAAGAGAAGAGGCUUUUAUUCCAAAGAUGAUGUGGCUGAUCAUGAAGGUUUUCCUCUUGCAAAUUUUAGUGUUUCAACUUUUUGGUGGUGACAUCCGUUGCCAAGCUUCAAUCCGUCGGCAUACUUUUGUGGUGAGGGAAGCUUCAUAUACAAGGCUUUGUAGUACCAAGGACAUCUUAACAGUAAAUGGACAAUUUCCGGGACCAACUAUACAUGCUAUGAAAGGAGAGACGAUCAUUGUCGACGUUUAUAAUAGGGGAAAAGAAAAUGUCACCAUUCACUGGCAUGGCGUGAACAUGCCUAGAUAUCCAUGGACAGAUGGUCCCGAGUAUAUCACACAAUGCCCAAUUCAGCCCGGGUCAAAGUUUAGUCAGAAGAUCAUCCUUUCCUCUGAGGAAGGCACUUUAUGGUGGCAUGCUCACAGUGAUUGGACCCGAGCCACCGUUCAUGGAGCUAUAAUUGUCUAUCCCAAGAAUGGAACCAAGUAUCCUUUUCACAAACCUAACGCAGAAUUUCUCAUCAUAUUAGGACAAUGGUGGAAGAGUGAUGUGAAUGUGGUUCGAGAUGAUGUGCUUGCAAGCGGAGCUGAUGUCAAUGCCUCUAAUUCUUUAUUGAUAAAUGGACAACCUGGUGAUCUACUUCCAUGCUCAAAAUCAGGCACAUUCAAGAUAACGGUGGAUCAUGGAAAUACCUAUCUACUUCGCAUAAUCAAUGCUGCCUUGCACGAGCCUCUUUUUUUCUCCAUUGCCAAGCAUAAAAUGACAGUGGUUGGAACAGAUGGUAGCUACACAAAACCAUUGACACAAGAUUAUAUCACAAUAUUUCCUGGCCAAACCUUCGAUGUCUUACUAGAAGCUAACCAACGCCCGGAUCACUAUUACAUGGCGGCUAUAACUUAUUCUGAAGCCCCGACAGGUCUUAAUAUUUAUGAUAACACAACCACCACAGCUAUUGUACAAUACAGGGGAUACUACACUCCAUCUUCACCUCCCUUCUUGCCUCACUUACCUGCAUACAAUGACACAAAUGCAACGCUUCAGGUUAUGGCCAACCUCCGAAGCUUAGUAGAUGCGGAACAUCCUUGCAAUGUCCCAUUGAGCACGAGCACUAACCUAUUUUACACCGUUUCUUUAAACUCGUACCCAUGCAUUAAUGAUUCAUGUUCAGGGGUCAAUGGGACACGGUCCGCUUCAAGUAUAAACAACAUAAGCUUCCAUACCCCUACAAUUGACAUACUGGAAGCUUACUAUUAUAACAUCAGUGGUGUAUAUGGAGAUAAAUUUCCUAGCGUUCCACCACAGGUGUUUGAUUUUACAGGUGAUUAUCUUCCAUUACUCUAUCAGUUGCCGAGCACCGGAACAGAAGUAAGGGUGCUCGAGUAUAACUCCACAGUGGAGAUUGUUUUUCAAGGGACAAACUUGGUUGGAGGGACAACCCACCCUAUUCAUCUCCAUGGACACAGUUUCUAUGUUGUUGGGUGGGGACUUGGGAAUUUUGAUGAAAAUAAGGAUCCUUUGCGCUACAAUCUGGUGGAUCCUCCCCAUCAGAAUACCAUCUAUGUUCCUAGGAAUGGUUGGGCUACAAUCAGAUUCAAGGCAUCCAACCCUGGAGUGUGGUUCAUGCAUUGCCAUAUAGAACGCCAUCAAAGUUGGGGCAUGGAAACUGCGUUCAUAGUGAAAAAUGGUAAACACCCAGAAGCUCAAAUGUUGCCUCCUCCAUCCGACAUGCCGCCAUGUCAUGAAACGGUGAGAGAAGCUUCAUAUACAAGGCUUUGUAGCACCAAGGACAUCUUAACAGUAAAUGGACAAUUUCCGGGGCCAACUAUAUAUGCUAUGAAAGGAGAGACGAUCAUUGUCGACGUUUAUAAUAGGGGAAAAGAAAAUGUCACCAUUCACUGGCAUGGGGUGAACAUGCCUAGAUAUCCAUGGACAGAUGGUCCCGAGUAUAUCACACAAUGCCCAAUUCAGCCAGGGUCAAAGUUUAGUCAGAAGAUCAUCCUUUCCUUUGAGGAAGGCACUUUAUGGUGGCAUGCUCAUAGUGACUGGACCCGAGCCACCGUUCAUGGAGCUAUAAUCGUCUAUCCCAAGAAUGGAACCAAGUAUCCUUUUCACAAACCUAACGCAGAAUUUCUCAUCAUAUUAGGACAAUGGUGGAAGAGUGAUGUGAAUGCAGUUCGAGAUGAAGGGCUUGCAACCGGAGCUGAUGCCAACGCCUCUGAUUCUUUAUUGAUAAAUGGACAACCCGGUGAUCUACUUCCAUGCUCAAAAUCAGGCACAUUCAAGCUAACGGUGGACCAUGGAAAGACCUAUCUACUUCGCAUAAUCAAUGCUGCCUUGCAGGAGCCUCUCUUCUUCUCCAUUGCUAAGCAUAAAAUGACAGUGGUUGGAACAGAUGGUAGCUACACGAAACCAUUGCCACGAGAUUAUAUCACAAUAUUUCCUGGCCAAACCUUCGAUGUCUUAUUAGAAGCUAACCAAUGCCCGGAUCACUAUUACAUGGCAGCUAGAACUUAUUCCGUUGCCCCGACAGCUAGUAAUUUUUUUGAUAACACAACCACCACAGCUAUUGUACAGUACAGGGGAUACUACACUCCAUCUUCACCUCCUUCCUUGCCUCAUCUUCCUGCAUACAAUGACACAAAUGCAUCGGUUCAGGUCAUGGCCAGCCUCCGAAGCUUAGCAGAUGCGGAACAUCCUUGCAAUGUCCCAUUGAGCAUGAGCACUAAACUGUUUUACACUAUUUCUAUAAACUCGUACCCAUGCAUUAAUAAUUCAUGUUCAGGGGCCAAUGGGACGCGGUCUGCCGCAAGUAUAAACAAUAUAAGCUUCCAUACCCCUACAGUUGACAUACUGGAAGCUUACUAUUAUAACAUUAGUGGUGUAUAUGGAGAUAAAUUUCCUAGCGUUCCACCACUGGUGUUCGAUUUUACAGCUAAUUAUCUUCCAUUACUCUAUCAGUUACCGAGCGCCGGAACAGAAGUAAGGGUGCUCGAAUAUAACUCCACAGUGGAGAUUGUUUUUCAAGGGACAAACUUGAUUGCAGGGGUAACCCACCCCAUACAUCUCCAUGGACACAGUUUCUAUGUUGUUGGAUGGGGAUUUGGGAAUUUUGAUGAAAAUAGGGACCCUUUGCGCUAUAAUCUGGUGGAUCCUCCCCUUCAGAAUACCAUCUCUGUUCCUAGGAAAGGUUGGGCUACAAUCAGAUUCAAGGCAUCCAACCCUGGAGUGUGGUUCAUGCACUGCCAUGUAGAACAACAUUUGACUUGGGGCAUGGAAACUGCAUUCCUAGUGAAAAAUGGUAAACAUCCAGAAGCUCAAAUGCUACCUCCUCCAUCCGACAUGCCGCCAUGUUGA